GUCGCUGUCACACAAUGAUAAGUACAGCGACAACGACGAUAUGAUACUGAUAAGUAUACCAUUGGCUUGAUCGAUACCCAUCUUCAUGGUACUGGUAUGUCAGAUCCACGGGAUCGAGUACCUCCUCCCCCUCGCAUCGUCAAGAGCGCUCGGAAACUCGCUGAUGCAAGGCUUGAUAAUCCUACAAGACCAAGCACUACUGUUGCUACAAAGACUGUCACCGAUAGCUCAAGGCCAGACAGUCGCAUCGCACCACGGGCCCCCAUCCCCAGACCCGCAACUGAUCCAAGACUCGAUGAUCCUACAAGGCUUGUUGCUGCAAAAACUGCCACCAGAGUCAACGACGCUAGGCCAGACAAUCGUCUCGGAGCAAAAGUUCCCACUUUAAAAUCUGCAAUCGCUGACGCAAGGGGAGCCGAUGCUCGUCCUAGAGACCAAGAUUCGAACGCGAGACCAGUCAGUAGAAAUCCAUCACGACCUGAUGCUGCUCGAAAUGUAGCUAUCCAUGAACCCCUGCGGCAAACUGAUGUUGCUGCCAGGGGUCCAAAGAAAGUUACUUUCAAUAUCGGAGACUUUCCACUGCCCGUGGAACGGCGUCUUGUCGCCCGUAAUAGGGUCGGACAGAACUCUGGACGAGGCCUUGGUUCAUCUGGUGCCCAAGAGAGAAGAGAAGAGCUUCCCUCUCAAUCAGCUUCGUUCUUUCCCGAGAGAUCUUCCCAACCUGGUGCUACAAGGAAGUCGUCGGCAAAUGUCCCACGCAGGGGUCUUGGUAGACAGUCAACCAACAAUGCAUUUAACCAGAACCAUGCCACUAAAUCGCAACCAAUGAGCCUCCACAUACAUACGGAGUCAGUUUCUGGAAAAUUCGCGCGAAAGUUUGAAGGUGUAGGCGGCAGGACUCCCUCACGCGUGCCUCGUAUGUCCAGCGCAAACAAGGGUAUCAGCCAGGACCAUCUUGUUGACAGCUCAAGUGAACAUAGCAGCGGGAGUGCAAACUAUGUCGAUGUCGGUUUGAAGUUGUCCAAAUUGAGCAGGGGUGAAUCCUCAGGCAACUCUGUCGAGAUUGUCAAAGAGACCGGUGUCCAGGUGAAAGCAGCUAGAAAAUUACAAAUUGGACGCAAAUCGACGCAAGCCCCACCCGAGAUACGACGUUCCGUCACUCCCAUAGAUUCCCAGAGCAGCGAGUCAUCUGACAAUGACGAAUCUGCGAUACCCGCCCCUGCGCGAGAAGAUAGCGAGGAACUCGAAUAUGUGCACAUUGUUAUCGACUCUCCCAACAUCACUCGCGAGCAAACAGAACCAUCCUCAGAAUCGGACGUUGCAGAAAGGGAUGAAGCACCCGCGGAAAUACCCUCAGAUACUCUCAUAGAGGCUUUGGAAAACAUUUCACUCACGACCAUCCGGCUCGCAAAAUUACACCGCCUUCCUUUCAAGCUACGAAACCUCCGCAAAGGAUUUCUCAUCCGAUGCAAGUCCCUUGGAAUUGAUCCAUCUCGUAGUAUUCCACCUUCUAAACCCGUUACGGUCAUAUACAACUGCGUAGCGCAAAUCGCCGAGGAUAGAUAUCCAGAGCGACAGGUGACUCGGACGACAAUGACACAUUGGAAAUGUCCACUUUGCGAACUUCACGGGGUAUUUCCUACGCAGCAAAUUCUCUCCGCUCAUCUCCGGUGGGACCAUGUAGGAGUACGUUUCUGGUGGGAUAUGGAUGACUAUACUCUGUGGGUACAACUUCCACUGACAAGACACGUUGCAUUACCAGUUGCAUUGCCUGCCAGUAGGCAUGUUCCACUAAUACCCUAUCCACGUGCGAUGACUACCUCUUCGACAAGGACUGCUUCGACAGAAAUCACCGACUUCUCAUCCAAUUUUCACAAUGACGAAUACACUCCAGAAACCACACAGCCUCCAUCACGAAAUACCUCUGUGGCAUCUCAACCUUUUCCUGACGCAAAUAAACUUGACAUCAAACCAACCCCGAUAUUUCGUACGGGUUCAUUGGCAUUGUCGACUACGCGCAGUAGUUCUGUGACGUCUCGCACGCUGUCUCGCGCAUCUUCCACUCAUGCCUCUGGAAGGCCAACACCUCCUCCCCGAUCUGAUCCCCUAGGGCCUGCAGCGCAGUAUCCUUACCUACUGGAGUCUGAUGGCGUCUAUUCAUGCCGCGUGGGUGGUCCCCGGCUAUACGAUCUUCUAAACACACUGCCACUAGAUAAGUUCGGUGUCCUCGCAUGGGUCAUCCUUGAAAGAGAAGAAGAAAUCUUCGAGCCAGACAACGUGAGAGAUGAAGACAAAGUCAUGCAGGCGCUUUGGUUCCGCUGGAUAUUUCUCAAUCGGAACAAAUUCGUCGCGAAUUUUUUCGAAGGAACGAAGACAUUCAUCGACGAUAAUUGGCAGAUGAUAGCUCGAGCUGCUGGAGCUGCUGCUUUAAGGACAUGGCUUCUCGUUCUCAGCAUUAAUAAUUUUUUGAUGACUUCGGGUGCCGUGGAACUCUUGCGUCACUAUCGAAAGUUGACAGGUAAGAAACAUUGGUAUGAUGAUACCAACGCAACCCAGAAUGAGGUUGCACCUGUAUAAUAUCUGGAUACAUGGUAUAUACCUUGGAUCUGAUCAGACUCCUUCAAGUCAAUCGAUUAAUGCUGAUGCGGUGGUCUCAAAGAAGCUUCGGGAACAAUAACGGUCGCUCAGAACCUUUCAGAACCCAGAUAACUUGGCAGAGGGUUCACGAUGAAUGAUGAACGAUGCCAAUUGGUUGCUACAUAUGUAACUCGGGUACUACAUAUAUGUAGUAAUAACCUCAUCAACUCAUUUAUAAAAGC
Molecule: messenger RNA, 2819 nt
Organism: Suillus subalutaceus
Lineage: Eukaryota; Fungi; Basidiomycota; Agaricomycetes; Boletales; Suillaceae
Exons: 9
Coding region: 97-2577 (826 amino acids)
Source: RefSeq, a predicted model, not a curated record